Molecule: messenger RNA, 2554 nt
Organism: Marmota monax (woodchuck)
Lineage: Eukaryota; Metazoa; Chordata; Mammalia; Rodentia; Sciuridae
Gene: Znf22
Product: zinc finger protein 22
Exons: 2
Coding region: 712-1428 (238 amino acids)
Source: RefSeq, a predicted model, not a curated record
UGGGGCGGGUCCGUGCGGAGCGGCCCAGGGAUGCCUCGGGAGAGGAGAGAAUUUAACUGGGAUACCCAACCAAGUGGGGCCAGAAAAGGACGGAAAAGAGUCUGAGAGCCUCGGGCCUUGCUUCUUCCGUUGCUCAUGGCGAGAUUAAAGAUCAAAUCUAUUGAACAAAAACGUGAACAGCUCACGGUUGUUCCGAGCGAUUUAUAGUGACUCAUUUUUAACUUCUUAUUCCCUGAAGAAAUGCCAUUUUUCUUGUCAUCCUCUCAGUUCUAUGGAUGAGGAAACUGAGGCUUAUUCCUGUUAGUUUUGCAGGAGAGGAGCUCCUAUGGAUCAAAUUCACCUGAGUACCCAUACCUGCCCGAGAAUGUGUGGUCUCAGUGCUGAACUUGGUUUUGAAAGAGGUGACAGAUGCAUCAGUACUGCCCCUAAGAACACAGGUUCUGGAGUCAGGCUACUAAGAAUUGGGAACCAUGCUGGUGUGUUAACUACUAUUGUGCCUGCGUUUUCUUAGCUCAUAAUGGAGAUAAUUGCAUAUAGCUGCUAUGAGAACUAGAGACCUAGCCCAGAAUUAAAUAAGCUCAGUGGCUGGCACAUAGGCUUCCUGUUAGUAUGAUGUUUUCAACGAAAACUGAGCUUUGUAGCGCUAGGAAAUGAAACCUUAGUUCAGAAGAAGACAGUAGACUCUUUAACGAAUACACUUGGCUAUUCACCAUGAGGUUAGGAAAACCUAAAGGGGGUAUUUCUCGAAGCUCAAACCAAGGAAAAGCCUAUGAAAACAAGCGUAAAACAGUUCGGCAGCGGCAGAAAUGGGGAAUGACUGUUCGUUUUGAUUCAGGCUUGAGUAGACUGAGAAGAAGCUUGGAUGAAAAACCCUAUAAAUGCACAGAAUGUGAGAAGUGUUUUAGUCAGAGUUCAACUCUUUUUCAACAUCAGAAGAUCCAUACUGGAAAGAAAUCCCAUAAAUGUGCUGAUUGUGGGAAAAGUUUCUUUCAAAGUUCUAAUCUCAUUCAGCAUCGACGGAUCCAUACUGGGGAAAAGCCCUAUAAAUGUGAUGAGUGUGGAGAAAGGUUUAAGCAAAGUUCAAACCUCAUUCAGCACCAGAGAAUUCAUACUGGAGAAAAACCCUAUCAGUGUGAUGAAUGUGGCAGAUGUUUCAGCCAGAGUUCCCACCUUAUUCAGCAUCAGAGAACCCAUACCGGGGAGAAACCCUACCAGUGCAGUGAAUGUGGCAAGUGCUUCAGCCAGAGCUCUCAUCUGAGGCAGCACAUGAAGGUGCACAAAGAAGAGAAGCCACAUAAAGCCCGGGGUAAAAACAUCAGGGCAAAAACUCACUUAGUAUCCUCUUGGAAAGCUGGUACAGGAAGGAAGUCAGUGGCUGGUCUCCGCCAAGUUAAGGGCAGUGCUUCAGCCCUCUUUAAAAAAAAGUAAAGUGUAAAGACAUAGGCUAUCUCUUAGAAUUUGGGAUACUAUAGUAGAGCACUUAGAUACUGGAUUCUUCUUUAGCAUGGAGACAUUGAAAGUUUAAUGACAUUAUAGGGCUGAAAUAAAGACCAGUUGACCUUAUUUUUAUGUAACAUGGAGCACAAAAAAUGAAAAUAUAAGAUCCUUGAUCUCACUUGAAAUUGCUUCCUGCAUUAUUUUGACAAAGAGCAUCAUGUUUUCAUGACAUUUGUGAAAGUGCAGGCAUGCCAAUGAUUACUCAGUUUUAAGACUUCUGUGGAAGGAAUGAAAAGAAAGGGAGAAGGAAUUAGUUUCAUUAGCUUUGAAGUUAUCUGACAUUAGGAGAGUUUAUGUUUGUAAAAGUUUGUAGUAUAUUAACCAUUAGUUUAUAAGUGUGACUCUACUAAAUAAAAUGUAUUCAAGUUCACAGACUUUUUAAUCAACAAGGCUCAUCUAUGUUAGUUUUGUUUUUAUUCUCUUCUACUUAAGUCCCUGUUUUUCACCAUAUUCUAAGGAAUCCAAAGUGAGAACUGAAUUAAACCACAAGUCUCCCAUUUCUACUAAUACUGUUCUUUGUGUUGGUAUUACUGCUGUAUUGCUGGUUUUCUUGAAGUUGGGAUGGAUUUAUAUUGAUUGAUGUCCAUGGCCUCUUUUGGUACAUGUUUGACAAACUAAGCCAGCCUUCUAGACUACAUGAAUAAGCAUCAUAUUCUAUCAACAAAAUUUCAGCUUCUGGAAAAAAAAAAAAAAAUCAAAACAGGAAUUUAUAGGCCUUCCUGCCAGCAAGAUUUAUGAGCUUUUAAUUAUCCUGGUUUUCUUAGACAAAUAUUUGUUGACAGCAAAAUUCAUUUAAUGUGUAAGUACAUUGGAGCUCCUUUAAAAUUUUGACUUUUUAUACUAUAGGAAUUAUUUAAUAAAGUUAACAAUGUUUCUUAAUGUCCAUCAGAAAGGUGCCAGGUGUUACACGUCUCUGAUCAGCCUUUAGCUCAGGUUUUAUUUCUAUUAAACUCUUAACAUUCUUCUGAUUUUUUUGGUAUCUUUUAUAAUCCUAUCAGUUCCUGCUGUAUUAAUGACCAAUUAUCCACAAAAAUAAAGAAUGAAAUAUUUUGCAUAA